This is a messenger RNA of Corythoichthys intestinalis (scribbled pipefish), 10381 nucleotides long. RefSeq names its product adenosylhomocysteinase-like 1 (gene ahcyl1). The transcript has 17 exons. Bases 6759 to 8312 code for a protein of 517 amino acids. The record is from RefSeq and is a predicted model, not a curated record. NCBI's taxonomy places the organism in Eukaryota, Metazoa, Chordata, Actinopteri, Syngnathiformes, Syngnathidae. Gene Ontology annotation, cellular component: cytosol. Gene Ontology annotation, biological process: L-methionine cycle.
CUUCUGCCACCCCCCCAGUUCAAAUGGAUUGGACGUCUACUAAUGCUAAACUCAUUCCAAUUCACAGCAGAAGCUUGUUUUUUCUGUUUAUCCUUUGUUUGUAGAAUAUCCUAGAAUGAUUGUCCGACCAAUGUAUCGAUAAUCGUUGUAUCGCCAUAUCGUCAGAUCAUCGUUAUCGUGAGGUACCAAGAGGCUCCCACUCCUAGAAGGCAGCGUACAUCUUGAAUUGGUUGACUGCUAAUCGCUGGGCACAAUGAGACAAACCACCAUCCACGCACAUAUUCAUACCUAGGGACAAUUUGGAGUGUUCAAUCAGCCUACCAUGCAUGUUUUUGGGAUGUGGGAGGAAACUUGAGUACCUGGAGAAAACCCACGCAGGCAAGGGUGUAGAACAACCCCAAACAGGAAGGCUGGAGCCUGGGAUUUAACCCUUGAUCUCAGAACUGUGAGGCAGAAAACAAACAUUAGUUGAUUAAUUUAUUUUUAGACUGUAGACCUCAUGCUUGCAAGUAUUUUCAAAGAUAUUUCUCUUUCUGAAAUGUUCAAAUAUCAAACUUGACAGUGAGAAAAACGUUGAAAGGAGUCGACUACUUUAACUAUUCUUGUAAGCAAAGUUUACCAUCAAUAAACAUGUAUGAUGACAGUCGUGUGAGCCCAGGAAAAAAAACGUUUGCAAGCCUGAUGGUAGUUAGGUGAAUAUGUUGUCUCUACAUAUUACUGUUCUCUGUGCUUGGAGCUAACUGUGGACAGCAGAAUGUUUUGCUGUUAAAAGCAUGCUCAUGCACACGAGGUUCUGUAGUACAAAUGGAACAUGUAUGUAAUUUAGCCAAUUUGUUUUAUUUAGUCACACAAUACCUGGGACAACCACCACAUUGUCUCCCUUUGCAUUUUCCGUUUUCCAAACCUUCAUCCAACUUUCCUUAGGAAUAGCUGUAAUACUUCAUGGUGUCAAGAAUUAAAAGUUAAUACUAGUGAUGUCCCGUUCUGAUCACAUGAUCAGAAAUCAGGCCAAUUGCACCAAUUUUCAGAGGAUCGGAAUCGGGUGAAAAGGUUUGGGCUUUUAAUUUUUUUUUUUCUGCUUCAUGCUCACCUCCUGCUAGUUAAACUGUGCGACCAAACUAUUUUUUCUUGGUCACCAGCUGGUGUUUGGCACUUAAAGUUAACAAUGAUUGACAGGUUUAUAGCUUUGAUCUAGCUCAAGAAGUUUCGGUAGCUCUAUGAUCAAAUGCGGAAUUGUGUCAAUCAUCGUUUAGUUUGUUACACACCAGUCUGUGGCAAUUCAUUCAAGUGAGAGGCUAUUCUCGGCAGGCUGAGUGUCAAAGCAUGAGUAAAUUUGAGGGGACUCACUCAAUGAAGCAUUUAAUAAAGGCAAUUUUUCUACAUUAUUCUUGUUGAAAAAUAAUUCGCACGUCCACCUCAGUUCUGAGCGCCUACAUUUUGUGACCUGUUGUGUCCACCUGUAAAAAAAAGCUAGGUGCAACCAACUUGGCAGUAUACAGUGAUACCUCUGCAUACAAAGUUAAUUCUUUCCAGGACUUUGUAAGUCGAAAUGGUCGUAUGUCGAGCAGGAUUUUCCAAUAAGAAUACAUUACAAUUCUAUGAAUUCAUUCCACAGCCCGAAAACCUACACUAAAUCCUUAAUAAAUACUGCUGAUACCGUUACAAAUGGCAAUUACACAUAACCAAAUAAAUAAGUUAUAACUAAAAAUCUGAAAAAAAAAUCGGAAAAAAAAAAUAAUAGUAAUUCCUGUAAUAAUGUCACGAGUCAUGUUCUAAUGUGGCAGACAUUUUUUUGCUGCACCUGAACUCUAUCUCACGUGACGGUGAGAUAGAGAGCGGUUCUAUUUUACUUUCUCUUUUAAUGUUUUGACGCUGGCCUCAACUGCAGCGGACAAUAGGCGUGUUGUGUUGGACAAGUUGAUGGGAUAAAUGAUUAGAAACCUGACGAGGCUGGCGAUUUCUUUGGCGAUGUCACCACAAUAAUAAUUGUCGCCUUAACUUAUUAAGACUGGCGAACGGAGGUCGGAGGAGGGCCGUCAAGAUUGACAUUCUACGGCCGUAUUGUCGAGCAAGUUCACGGAUGCACACACCAUGCUCAUAUUUUUCUAUCAUUUCCAGUUCAUUUCAAUUGUAAGCGUCACGUUUUCCUUUUUCCCCACCUGCACUAACCUUCUUGGAAUAAGUGUUGAUUUCUCUCACAAGAAAAUCCACUGUGCGACCGUCUCUCGGCAAAAAAAAAGUAACUGCAGCGCUGUCAUAAAUCGUCGUAUUUCAGACAUGUAGUUGGAUGUAGAAACAAACAGUGAGUCAAAUUUUGCGUCGGAUGUCGAAAAGAUGUGUGUCGUAGCGAUCGUAUGUCGAGGUACCACUGAUAUAUAUCGUAAUGUUAAUUUUUUCCAAUAUCAUUCAUAUCAUUACUUUUUUAGGACUAAAAAGUAACGAAAUAAUCCAGAAAUACCAUGGCAUUGCCAAAAGAUAAAGAAAUAUAUGUUUUAUACUCUGCAACACGGAAACAGCGGAAGAGGAAGUACUGUAAAAAGUACAGUACUGUAACACGUUUGGAACUUUUUGUUCCAAAAAAAAAAAAAAAAAAUCAGUAUCUGUAUCAGCAGAUUCUCCUAAUCAGGUGACUAGGACUCGGGUGCAAAAAUAUGUGAUUGGGACAGCCCUAGUUAAUAGCUACCUAUCCUGCAUAAGAGAGGAUAACACUGUUUCGGAUCAAUUCAACUUCUUUUCUUUUCCUUUGUGAUGCUCCAGCUUGUAAAGAUGGCAAAAAGUUUGCAUUUUUUUGUCUUUCCUUUAUUCCUCUCACUUCAAAUUUUAUUAUUUUGUUAUUGUUUUCAAAGACUACGCUUGAGCAUGGAGCAUGUAGACAACACGAGGGGUAUACGGUAGUCUUUUUAACUUUUGCUGCUGUAGAUUAAUCUGGGUAAUAAACGUCCUUGCCUUUCUCAGGAGCAACCUUUACAAAAUUUGACUUGAAGAUUUAAUCCAAGCACCUUUAUAAGUCAUUUUUAAUUCACAUGACCUUUCUUCCAAAUACUUCUGGGUCAUUUUGUAAAUACAGGAAGGAAAAGUAAAGUACCUAUGCGAAAGGGAGAUUCCGAGGAUGGCCAAUAUUUCAGGAAAAACGCUUGAAUUGAAAGUAAAUGGCUUAUGUGGGCUAUAAUAAUUUCUAAUGGCUGACUCUAUGAAUCAGUCGGGCCCUAUAGAGAUUUUUUUUUGUCUGAUGUGCCCUGACAUUGACUGGUGAGCAUUGUCUGACAAAAGUGUUGUUUCUAUAUACAUGUCCUGACAUUGACUGUUGACUGGUCCACUGUUUGUCUAUGUCUAUUACUGUAUGUACUCUGACAUUGUCUGGUGACCAGUCUAGAGUGUACUUAAAUGUCACCCACUGCAUCAGAGGUUGCUUAUGUACAAUAUAUCUACAUAUCUGCUUAUCCAUUUUCUCUUCUUCUUAUUGUAACUAAAGUUGAGGGUGAACUAAAGACUAUCCCACAUCGGCCUUUACACAGAUUUGAACCCUGAACCUCCAAGCUGUGUGGUUCUACAUCUCCAUUCUGCCUAGAUAAUAUUUCCUUGAUUUACAAAGUUUUCAAGUUAUGAGCCAUAGCUUGACUGAUUUUUUUUUUUAAUUCUGUGUAUAUUUUCAGUCAAAAUUUGUCUAUUCAGCCAGAUAAUUAAGUGUAAAACAUUUUUAAUACUCUUUGAACAGUUUACAGUUGAAAAAAGGUCAAAAACCUAAAUACAGUACGGUACAACACACAAUGCAGUAUACUGAGGUAAAAGCUUGGUCACAGAAGAAAUAAAACUCGCACAUCUAAGUAACACUAUAUGCAUAAACAAUAGCUAUAAUAAACUGUAUCUGCAAAUAAGUAUAAUAAAAAGAAAAAAAUAAUAAGACCAGCAGAAGAUGUAAAAAAAGGUGAUAACAGGUCAACUUGACCACAAUAUAACAGUAGGGUUUUCAAAUGAUAAUGCUUGAACAAAUAUACCGUGAAUUUUAUUCCCAGCGGGAUAUGUUGUGUAAUGGUUCCAUGGGAAGGGGAGAGGAGGUCAGUGACUCACAUUCAUUCACGCCACUCACUGACACACAAACACACACACACACAUUAUUUUACAUUUCUGAAGCAUUACAACAUAACAGGAGAAUCCUAAAGUGUACUGACCUGCAACUUUGAUGAAGCCACUGGCUCUCACCUGUUACUUCUCUGAUGACCUUGCAGAAAGGAUAUGUUGCGUUGUCUUUUCUUUGGAUGUCACUCACCUUCGACCGACACUCACGCAUAUACACCCACUUGCAUAUAAUCUCACACGCACACACACACACGCGCACCCAGACACACACAAAAGUUGGUCAGUUUUGUAUGUAAAUAAAAUCAUUUCAAUUUGACAAAAAUUUUGGUCAUAUUUGAAACUUGCUUAAUAGGACUCGGUGUGCAACAGCUUUUUGUGGGCAAAAGCUUUUGGGGGAAAAAGUCUUCUGUUUGACUCACACAUUCACUGGUUUUCUCCAGGGUUCUGGCUCAGUUGGACUUAAGCCUCUAGCGUGUAUUCAUAACAAAGAGCUUUGUUGUCAUAAGCUCUCAGCAGCAUUCCUACCAUCCAAUAUGUUUUCAUAUUGGAACACAGUCCAUGUGUUGUUCUUAUUGCCUGGCAGGUAAGCAGACUAUGCUAUCCAAGUGGUUCUCAGACUGGUGUCCGCGAGUUGUAGCAAAAAAAAGUUUUUUUUUUUUUUUUUUUUUAAAUAAUAGACUAAAAUACCUACAUACCCAUAAGUACUACCUACGGUCACUGAAGUCACGUAGUGUAUUCUGGACACGCAAUGUUUUGUGUGUAAUCCACUGUGCAUAUGUUCAUCCAGAGAGGUUCAAGGCAUUUAUUUUAAGACCUAGCCAAACGGGCAAUGCGUUGAUGUAAGACCGUCUGUUGGAUGGCCUCCAGGUGCAUAAGUCGCUAUCGCUUAAGUCUGCCACCUGGCCAGCAAUCAACCGGGUGAAAACCGUUUUUUUAAGCUUGAACAUAGAUGGCUUGUUUAAUAAAGAUCACCUGUAGUUAUUCAUUGCACCUGUUUGAAAAAAAAAUGUGUGAAAUGUAUGUCAUCAUCUUGAAAACUUCAAAACCUCUAAAAAAAAGAAAAUACCAACCACUACUUUUAUUAGCCAAGUGAUUAGUUUGAAUUGACUCAGUGGUGCAUUGAUAUACUCAUGCUUUUAUCUACUAGUGUAAAAAUAUAUCCAUAUGGUGAUCUAUCAUGAAACUAGGUUAUCGAUAUGCUCCCGCCAAGAAUUGAUAUAUUGUUUUAAAAAGGAGUUACUGUUUAAUAAAGGAACCAAUAGGUUGCUACUUAAAUUUGCCUACUACAAAAGUUUGUACAUUGAGAAAGAUUCAUUUACUUACAAAAAAUGUUGUGUUGGUGUGGCUGUAUUUAGAGCCUUUACAGAAAUGUUGCAUUGAAAUAUUCAGUCUGUGAGAAGGACAAUGGUUUUUGACAGCUUGUCCAAAAAACUGCUAAAAAUAGUUUAUUUUUCCAUUUAGAAUUAGCUUGUUUUUCUCUCUCUGAUAGUCGUAUCAUAAAAUAUUGUAGAUUGAUUUCCUGACCAAUGUAUCAAUAAUUGUUGCAUCGCCAUGUAUUGGAAAUCGUAUAAUAUCGGAUGUGCUCAAAAGCAUCCCCUUCUACUUUUAACUGCAUCUCAGAAAUAAAUCGCUGUAGUUAGCACUUACAAAAAAUAUAAAAUAAAAUCAGGCUCGAGGAUCAAUUGAUUCUGGCCCAUGCUACAUAGCCAUUAAGUUUUAAGACAAUAGAUCCACAAAUAACAGAAGAAUGGGACUUAAUUUUUUUUCCCCACCUACACAAUAAUAAUAACAACUAACUGAGUGGCGACCUGACAUGCCGUCAGCCUGUUGUAAGAAAGGCAGGAGGAAUUAACUGGAGAGGAUGGGUACGUGAUGAGGGAAGAAAGUAAUUAAAAAAGAGGAGCAGGAAAGAAGAAAGGAAUGAAGAAAGAAGGGAACAAAAGGGAGGAAGGAAAUAACAAGGAAAAAUAGGGUAAGUGCCAUAAUGACAAGGAAGGGUGGAGAAGGACAAAGAUAUGAAAGAAAGAAAUGAAGGUAUAAAUGGAGUAAGCACCAGAUGUUAAGAAAAAAAAUGAAACAAGAUGAAAAGAAAAUAAGAAUAGAAAUUUGGAAGGAGGGAAUUGGAAUAAAGCAUAAAAUGAAGAAUAUAAGCAAGGGGAACAAGAAGGGAGAGAAAUAAAGCUGAGUGGGAGAUGAAUAGAAGGGAGGAUGCUUUGCAGUACAUAUAGAUAAAAGUGUACAACAGAGCAGAAGGGAUAUAGCAAAAAGAGGGGUAUGGAGCAAAAAAUAUAUAAGUAUGAAAAGGAAAGAAUGAAAUAAGGAAGGUAGAAAAUAAGAGGAAUCAAGAAGACAGGAAGGAAUGAAAGGAGUGAUGUAGAGAAUUGAAAAAGGCAAAAUUACCUUAGGAAGGGAAGGAAGGUAUUAAGAAAGCAUAGGAGCCUGAAUGAAAGAAGAAACAGAAGGGAAGAAGGAAUAACGGAAUGAACAGGCAGGACUACUGCUCUUGCUUAUUCUUUCUGUCGCUUAAUGUCAGUCACUCUAUUUUUGUCUCUCUCUUAUCUCUAGCUUUACAUCUCUUUCGCUCCCUCAUUACCUGUCUCUGUUUGGGCCAUUAGAAUUGAGGAUAGCAGGUGAAGGGUUCCUCCCAUCCUGUCUGGGAGGGUUUUCCAAAGCUAAUAUCAAUGAGUUCAGGAGGUGCUAUAAUGUCACACGGAGGACGUUGUGGCAGGGAACAGGCCAUGAUGGCACACACAGAAAGGAUCCAGUUUGCCAAUGCAGAGGACAAACAGGAGUUCAGCAAAUACCCGACCAAGGCUGGCCGUCGUUCACUCUCUCGCUCUGUCUCGCAGUCGUCCACUGACAGCUACAGUUCAGCUGCAUCGUACACUGACAGCUCUGAUGAUGAAACAUCCCCUAGAGACAAAGCUCAGGUCAACACACAGGGCAGCAGUGACUUUUGUGUGAAGAACAUCAAGCAGGCCGAGUUUGGCCGCCGGGAGAUUGAAAUUGCUGAACAAGACAUGUCAGCCCUCAUAUCCCUGAGGAAGAGAGCUCAGGGUGAGAAGCCUCUGGCAGGCGCCAAGGUGGUGGGCUGUACCCACAUCACGGCUCAGACGGCGGUGCUGAUCGAGACCCUGGUGGCUUUGGGGGCUCAGUGUCGUUGGACAGCCUGCAACAUAUACUCCACCCAGAACGAGGUCGCUGCCGCUUUGGCCGAGACAGGAGUGCCGGUGUUUGCGUGGAAGGGCGAGUCAGAGGAUGACUUCUGGUGGUGCAUCGACCGCUGUGUCAACACAGAGGGAUGGCAAGCCAACAUGAUCUUAGACGAUGGUGGAGACUUGACACACUGGGUUUACAAAAAGUACCCCAGUGUGUUCAAGAAAGUGCGGGGCAUCGUCGAGGAAAGUGUCACUGGAGUUCAUCGACUGUAUCAGCUCUCUAAAGCCGGCAAGCUAUGCGUACCGGCGAUGAACGUAAAUGACUCUGUUACCAAGCAGAAGUUUGAUAACCUCUACUGCUGCCGUGAAUCUAUCCUGGAUGGCUUGAAGAGGACCACAGACAUCAUGUUUGGUGGCAAACAAGUGGUUGUAUGCGGUUAUGGAGAGGUGGGAAAAGGCUGCUGCACAGCUCUUAAAGCCCUGGGAGCCAUAGUGUGCAUCACUGAGAUUGAUCCUAUCUGCGCCCUGCAGGCAUGUAUGGACGGCUUCCGAGUGGUCAAACUGAGCGAAGUUAUCCGGCAGAUGGACGUGGUCAUCACUUGUACCGGCAACAAAAAUGUCGUCACCAGAGAACAACUGGAUCGCAUGAAAAACGGAUGCGUGGUGUGCAACAUGGGCCAUUCCAACACCGAGAUUGACGUGGCCAGUCUGCGCAGCCAAGAGCUGACCUGGGAGAGGGUCCGAUCACAGGUGGACCACAUCAUCUGGCCUGAUGGAAAGAGAGUUGUGCUUCUGGCCGAGGGUCGCCUAUUGAAUCUUAGCUGCUCCACAGUGCCCACCUUUGUGUUGUCCAUCACGGCAACCACUCAGGCGCUGGCUUUGAUUGAGUUGUUCAAUGCUCCUGAGGGACGUUACAAGCAGGACGUGUAUCUCCUGCCCAAAAAAAUGGACGAGUACGUUGCCAGUUUGCACCUUCCCAACUUUGACGCUCACCUCACAGAGCUCUCUGACGAGCAGGCCAAGUACAUGGGCCUCAACAAGAAUGGCCCCUUCAAGCCCAACUAUUACAGGUAUUAAUGGAAAGACCUGCUGAUUUCCUGAAAUGAACAGAGAUUUCUAUUUUAUUUGAUGAAUUGCUAACAAAUGGUACUUAUUUUAAUUAAUUAUGUAUCCCAAAUAGCAUGUAUGGCAUAGCUUUAAAAAUGAAUUGUAUAAUCAGCUAGCAUGCAAAAUGUCUCAAGUACAAUAUAGUAUGUAAACAAAUGCCCACUUGGAUUCACUGUUAGCUGCCAUGAAUUUUAGAUUUUUAUUUUCUUUUUUACGCUCAGUGCCAAAAAUGAAGGCUGUUAGAAUGAAUUGCACUUCCUGACAUGAAAUAUUUAAUUAUACCGCCCUACCUUCUACUCGGGAGCCAAACCAAAAUGUGUGUUUUAUUCUAGCAAAAGUGUUUUAUGCUCAGGAUCCAACUGAAUUAUUGUCAUGAUUUAGUUGCAUACACACACCCACUAUGGUACCAUACAGUUACCCUGUCCAACUGUUCCUUAGUUGAAAUCCUCAAUUAAUCUGGAGCAUUGCAAUAUAUGAUUUUAAAUAAUAGAAUUGGGGCACCAACUUUUUUUUAUUCUUUCCUCUCAAAGUAAAAGAAGACUCAAAUUCCAUCCUAUUUUCUUACCCUGGUUUAUAAAAUUAAUACUCUGAAACCCUAAGAAAAAAAGCACUACAUAACUAAGAUGAACGUAAAUUCUCACCUAAGUAGCGGUGGUGCUGCCAUGAGAUAAAAUUGACCUCUUGAGUUUUUUUGUUUUUUUUUUAACAUCCCAAUCUUUGCUUUGACUUGAAAGCGCAAACUUCAGACAAAACCACUAUUUGAUGGCAGCAAAUUGCUCAGCUAACUCACUUCACAACCAUCAGUUGGACAGAUAGUGAACCAUUUCAUUGUGUUAUUUGCCGUUCUCAGGUUUACCAAAUUUAAAGAGAAUUGUGCGGUGUAUUUCCUAACCUAAUCCUAGUAUGUAAUCCUAGCAAACACAUUUGCCAUAGGACAGCCAUUUCUUGCUUAAUGCUAACACCUGAUGGAAAAAUCCAUAUAGAAAGGCAUUUAUAGUUGUUUUACUUUCACUAAACACCAAAUAUUUUGACACUUAGUGGAGCAAAACAUGUAGAUAGUCAGUAUAACUAUACUCACAGGCAUAGAGGAAUAUAUUCUUUAAAAUAACUAAAUAUUAUUGACUCCCAGAGUAGUGGUAACUUAUUAGUUUGGAUCUGUAUAGUAUUAUACAUGACAUGAAUUGACACAUUAAAUCAUGAUGCACUGUUUAAUUCUUUGUGUUCCAAGGAAUUGUUGUUACUCAAUAUUUUUAUGCAGUACAAUAUUAUAAAGUGAUAUUUUCCUCAUUGAAAAACACUUUACAAAUAUCUGCGUAGGUUAAAAGUAGAUUACUGUAAUUCCAGUAGGCCAGUAAAUGAGAGGAGGACUACAGAAGAGUUGUGCUUGGAUUGCACUCUUAAGAAAUACUCCCAAAACUUCAUUACCUCAAAUUAAUGAAAACAACAACAACUAAUCAGGGGAGUCACACCAUCUCAGUUCAAGCCAUUUGUUUUGUUACAUGGAAGUCUUAUUGUGGUCAACUACAUUUCCGAGUCUGCUUUUUUUUUUUUUUUAAUUUAAUUUAAUUUUUUUUUAAUCUUAGGGUGAGUACUUCUGCCAUCUCUGUUUGAAGUAAAAGUCAAUGAUAACCAUCUUUAUUUGAUGACAGAAAUAGACCAUUUAACAUAGCCUAACACAUUGUAAGUCAAACAGCAUCAGUCACCCCCCCCCCCCCCAAAAAAAAAGAAAACCAAUAUCCACCAUGACCAAGGUAAUGGCAUUUCAUUUAUUACCAUCUCCUGAAUUAAUUAACCAGUCCCUUAAGUGUUAACUAUAUCUGAAUUCCAGCUACAUGUAUUUAUAUUUUAAUCACUUUAACUGUGGAACGAACGUGCAUUUGUCCUAUUCAAUGUAACCAUCAACAGUGGUUUGCUGUCUAAUAUGAUUGUCUACUUUUGUUGUCAACAUGCAUUCAAUCAGCAAUAAAAGACAUUUGUUGACAGAGCAGAGUGCGCCUUGAAAUAAAGCUACCUACUGGAAAUAUUUUAUAUUGACUGAC